This is a messenger RNA of Tachysurus fulvidraco (yellow catfish), 2664 nucleotides long. RefSeq names its product cytohesin 3a (gene cyth3a). Gene Ontology annotation, molecular function: guanyl-nucleotide exchange factor activity. The transcript has 13 exons. The record is from RefSeq and is a predicted model, not a curated record. Gene Ontology annotation, biological process: regulation of ARF protein signal transduction. NCBI's taxonomy places the organism in Eukaryota, Metazoa, Chordata, Actinopteri, Siluriformes, Bagridae. The coding region runs from base 504 to 1688 and encodes 394 amino acids.
GUUUUUCUUAAUAAACCUACAUCCAUUAUAUAUAAUAACAUAGAAUGUGAAAUAUAAUGAAGAAAAUGAUAUAAAAUAACGGGAUUCGAAGUGUAGGUGAGCGAUAAAGUGAAAUGAUGAUAAACAGGGACAUUCAGCACGCACGUGAUUUAAAUGGAUCUUUUCUGAGCCAUACUACUAGGGGCGUGGUUAGAGUUGUGACGUCACACCUCCUCUGUUCUGUAUCUGAGACUCUGUCGCUUUUUCAGCUUAUCACCGUGGAUCACACACUGGAUGUGAGAAAAAACAAACAAAUAAACAAAGUGUCUGGAUUUGCACUGAAAUCUGACCUUGCUUUACGAGAAAUCUUCCUUUGGACGCGUUAAGAGGAUACUGUUGCUCCUGCAGUUUGGCUAAAGACAAACGUGAAAGAGGGAGAAAGUCAAUAAACAGACUGUCUGACCUUGUGUUUGGGUUUGUUUGUGAUAAGCUGUUUUAUCUACGAUCUUUCACCCGACCUGAACAUGGAUGAGGACAGUAGAGUCCCUGAAGACCUUUCUCUAGCAGAAAGAGAUGAACUGUCUAACAUUCGACGGAGGAAAAAAGAACUACUAGAUGACAUUGAACGGUUAAAGUUUGAGAUUGCUGAAGUGAUGACAGAGAUUGAACAUUUAACAUGCAUGGGAGAGACAAAGACCACACAGAGGAAUAAGCAGAUGGCUAUUGGAAGGAAGAAAUUCAAUAUGGAUCCUAAGAAGGGUAUCCGGUUUCUUUUGGAUAAUGAUCUUCUGCAACACACACCUGAGGACAUUGCACAGUUCCUAUGCAAAGGAGAGGGCUUGAAUAAAACAGUCAUCGGAGACUAUUUAGGCGAAAGGGAUGAUUUUAACAUCAGUGUUCUACAGGCCUUUGUGGAACUACAUGAGUUUGCAGACCUCAACCUAGUGCAAGCUUUACGGCAGUUUCUGUGGAGCUUCAGACUCCCUGGUGAGGCUCAGAAGAUUGAUAGAAUGAUGGAAGCUUUCGCAUCACGAUAUUGCCAGUGCAACCCAGGCGUCUUCCAGUCCUCAGACACAUGCUACAUUUUGUCAUUCUCCAUCAUUAUGCUCAACACCAGCUUGCACAACCCCAAUGUCAGAGACAAGCCAACUGUCGAGAGAUUCAUCUCUAUGAACCGUGGCAUCAAUGAAGGUGGAGAUCUGCCUGAGGAGCUGCUCAAGAAUUUAUAUGAAAGCAUUAAAAAUGAGCCAUUCAAAAUCCCUGAAGAUGAUGGCAAUGAUCUGACACACACAUUCUUCAAUCCAGACAGAGAAGGUUGGCUGCUUAAGCUAGGAGGAAGGGUAAAGACAUGGAAAAGGAGAUGGUUCAUUCUUACUGAUAACUGCUUGUAUUACUUUGAAUAUACGACAGACAAAGAGCCUCGUGGGAUCAUUCCACUGGAGAACCUCAGCAUAAGAGAGGUGGACGAGCCAAGAAAACCAAACUGCUUUGAGCUCUACAACCCAAGUCAUAAAGGUCAGGUGAUCAAAGCGUGUAAAACAGAAGCAGACGGCAGGGUUGUAGAGGGAAACCAUGUAGUAUACAGAAUAUCAGCCCCUACUCCUGAGGAGAAAGAGGAGUGGAUCAAGUCCAUCAGGGCCAGCAUCAGCAAGGACCCGUUCUACGAGAUGCUGGCGAGCAGAAAGCGGCGAGUCGCCACUAAGAAGUGACAGCAGGUGUACUGAUCUCUAAUAGAGAGUCUAUUGUCUGCUCAUCUACAGGGGAGCUUAUUAAAUCCUAAAGGAGGUAGGCUGCAGGACACAGAACACAGCUACCUCCAGUCUGACAUCAAAGACUCUCAGCAGUAAAACUCUCCAUGCUUGGUGCAUACUUUAACGUGGGAAUCUGCAGAAAAGCUGCAGUGUUCAUCACUUGAAGGAAUAAAGGACAGGCACAGUACCACAUUGCCCUCUACUGUUCAUCUGAAGCAAUUACCAGACAUUCUUAUUAAUACUGUAUUAUAGUAUAUUCUAAAGGUGGCCUCUCAUUCUCACAUUAUUAUUAUUAUUAUUAUUAUUAUUAUUAUUAUUGACACCUAUUUACCUGAGAAUAAAUAAUAAAAAACAUUUAGUGCCACAAUGUCCAUUAAACAAAAGGCCUUCCAGUAUUUUAUUUUUAAUUAAUCUAUUAUUUAAAAUUAUUUUAUUAACACAAAUAUAUCAUGCUAUCAAAAUCAGCAGGACUGAUUAUGUGAGGUUUUGGACUAUACUUUGUUAAAAUUGUUUUAAGUCAUAUAAACAAAUGAAGGAUGUUUCUGUUGUGUCUGUGAUGCCUUUAAAGUUUUAGUGAAACUCAGUCUUUGGUUACAGGAUUUUAUUCUAAUAAUCUACGACAAUGUUGAGACAAUGUUCACUUGUGUCUGUCUUUCUGUGAAGCCAUGGAACUACAGUAAAGGUCCAACUGAAAAUGGAUUUUAAAGCUAUUGGCCAUUUGAAUUAUGAAUAUUUUCUUAAUCGUAAACUAGUCUUUUAAAUCCAUAAGUGGUUAUUGGUUAUGGUCCAUGAAGGAGUGCUUAUAAGUUAAAUGAGGCAAAGGAUCAGUGGGGGUAGGGGACUGGAAACUGGCAACAAAAACCCCCAAAAUGUGAAUGUCUACUGUGAAAACUCUAAUUCAAUGAGUAAUAAAUAAAAUAGAAAUUUUGAAAAA